UCGACCUCGGGUCAGCUCCACUGUUUUACCCUACACUAGGUCACAGACAAGACGACCUUCGACUUGACGGAAGUUGGUCCGCACUCGGAGAUAAAUAAGUGGCCGACCGUGGUUCCACAUACGGCGCAUUGGCACCUUCGAAGGAGCGGGAUGGGGACUUUUGCGAGCACAUACAUAAUCACCUAAUCCAGCUACUAUUUCCUCCUGCACCCUACGACUGGACCCCGACCUUUUUUUGAUCAUUAUUAAUACUCGGCGCUUCAUUCUGCCUUAUUCCCAUCCUUACCAGGGGUCUCUCGUCUGGAUAUCUUUUCAUCUACCUGGCGUGUUACCAAUCCAAAGGAACGGGACUUAGACGCCCCCCCACCACCACCAAACUACCUGGCUUACAUAUCCUCCACUCCCCCAAACUCGUCACACCUUUCUUUUCUUUCACCUCCUCCCUCCUCCAACGUCUCCAAACACAUUACAACAUGGAAGGUUUACCUACGCCCCCCAAUGAGGAGCACCUCAAGACUAGCGGUUCCAGGAGAAGUAAUGGAAGCUCAAAAUCCGUUAAGACCGUGCACCGAGCUCCCAAGCGAGCCGGCGCACAUGCCCACCCCCAGUCGCCAGUGCAAGACAGCCAGUCACAACAUUCUUCGACAGACGGACGGCAUAAGAGGGUAUGGAAGGCAUGCGAGCGGUGUAGAAUGAAGAAAACAAAGUGUGAUGGAGAGUUCCCAUGCAAGAGGUGUAAAGACGACGGCCUCGUCUGCACCGCCGGUACGCGUAAAAAGACAGAAUACAAGCAAUUGCCUAGAGGUUAUGCCGAGGUUUUGGAGAACACCCAGUUUGCCCUCAUAGCUACGGUCCAUAAGCUGUACGCCAUGGUGCGAAAUUCGCAGCAGUGGGACCUGGGCGAACCCGAGUUGAACGAACGAGGCCAGCCCGUCAUUCACAAUAUUGCGUCCAAGCUCGGGUGCAUAAGACCGAAUAGCGAUAUGGACCUCCCCGUCCAUUCAGUCUUCCCAGAGGACGAGGCCGGCCUCGCAGAAUUGGCGCGACAGCUGGAAGAGCAACAGAGGGACCGGGACCAGUUGCAUAUCAAGCAGGAGAGCGAGUCGGUUUGCAACCGGACAGACCGCGCAAGCUCGUCAGAACUCGAGCACUCGGAUUUCGAGCAGGAUUACCGCAAGUCCGUCUUUACUGGCAAUACGGUUACCAUGUCGCCGCAAAGCCUUUCAUAUAACGAAUUCGACGUCAAUUCGGUACCUCCAGAGAGCUUCCCGGGCCAGUCACCCACAGUUCCCACAGCAUAUACGCCGUCGUGGACGAGCAGACCGACGUCAAUGGAUUUCGGCCCUCGAUUCAUCCCGGCCGGCCCGUAUAUGGGCGUGGACAUGUUGAAUCAGGGGCUGCUCGAGUCAAAUUUCGGCACCAUCAAGCCGCAUAUGCUUUCAUGUCCCAACCCCGAAGUCAUGAUGGGCAUGGGAGAUCCCAUGAUAUAUUCAGGCUACGAUCCAGAGGCAAUGCGUCUGUAGCCAGGCCGUCGGCCACCUCAGUAUGAUAGAGUGGUGUACAUAAAGGGGUGACCGGCAGG
Molecule: messenger RNA, 1582 nt
Organism: Phialemonium atrogriseum
Lineage: Eukaryota; Fungi; Ascomycota; Sordariomycetes; Cephalothecales; Cephalothecaceae
Exons: 3
Coding region: 474-1523 (349 amino acids)
Biological process (GO): regulation of DNA-templated transcription
Molecular function (GO): DNA-binding transcription factor activity, RNA polymerase II-specific; zinc ion binding
Source: RefSeq, a predicted model, not a curated record